Messenger RNA from Triplophysa dalaica, 8393 nucleotides. It is a transcript of the gene pde3a, whose product is annotated as phosphodiesterase 3A, cGMP-inhibited. NCBI's taxonomy places the organism in Eukaryota, Metazoa, Chordata, Actinopteri, Cypriniformes, Nemacheilidae. The transcript is spliced from 26 exons. The record is from RefSeq and is a predicted model, not a curated record. Gene Ontology annotation, cellular component: cytosol. Gene Ontology annotation, molecular function: 3',5'-cyclic-AMP phosphodiesterase activity. The coding region runs from base 2167 to 4857 and encodes 896 amino acids. Gene Ontology annotation, biological process: oocyte maturation; positive regulation of oocyte development.
GCGAGGAAGGUGGUAGUUGCGCUAGUUCAGACACGCAGGUUAGAAGUUAUGAUAGUUAUUUAAAAUGUCCUGUCUACACGACGUUAAGUUAUUGAUAUUUUGUAAUAAUUUCACACAGAACGUUGCAACUGCCUGUCUACACCUGUCACAUCACGUGACGUUACCUCAGCGGUUUGUAUACCUGCGAUCAGAAACAUCGCGAGAUGGCUUUGGUCUGACGGUUUAAUGGUAUCAACAAAAUAACUUAUGAAAAUGAAUGUCAAAAUCAACACAUGUGAUGUUUAUUGCUCACACAGAUUCAGUUUCAACACAAUAUGGCAAUAUUUAGAUGCCCAUCUUCCAAGUCCUGAAACAUCAGACUGCUUUGUUUUCGUGCUGUUAUGCCAUUACCGAGUAAUGCACUCUCUCCAGGCCUUUGAAGAGAAGAUAGGUCCCUCGACGUCCCGCCUGCGUGUUUCACAUGACUGGCAUGGUUAUGUAGGUGUCUAAGCUCUUGGAAGGAACGAAAAAAGAAAUACCAUCCGAUAUCUAGUGGAUAAGGAAUACUUUGGCAGGAGUUUACAAACAGAUGCGGUCAGUCUGAGCAGUUGACCGUCGGUGGACGCAGCUCUUGUCCGCUGCUAUUUUUAGCCUCUGACUAAUGUCGUGGAUGAUGAGAGCCGUACCACUGUUCCUGCGUGAUGGUCUUCACAUAAUGCAAGAGCAUAUGGAAGGAGAGGACCAGACAUAAUUCCAUAGGAAUCGUCCCAGGCUGUGUUUGCUCUUUGGAGGUGAAGGUCUCGGGGAAGUGCAUCAUCAUGUUUAUGAGGAUCCAGGAAAGAGUCUACAAAAUCUGUUGUACUUUCUUCACCUCCAGACACAUUAAAAACGUGUUCCUGUGCGAUGCACACUCGGAGCUCUGAGAGCUGGCGACACGGAAUCAUUCCAGACAAACGGGAGGCUAAGUGCUCCUGACACAUAAAUCUCCCAAGAUGCGUCAUCAGAGAAGUUAAGGGCGGAGUAGUUAUUCCGCCACUGAGAUAUAAAUACCGUAUGAAUCUUUCCCACAAUUGCCUCAUCCAGCAUCGGUGGAUACAGUAGCUGACGUUGCAUCGUGUUCACAUCCCACUCUCGGAGGCGUGACCUCUCCACACAGUUCUCUGCGCCUCGUCUGAUUGGUGGAUGAUAGAUUAAUGUUCGUUAAAAAAAAGAGGAAGCCACUUGGACUGUGCUUUUCUGCCGGCAUUCCUGCCAUAUAUGAAAACGAGGCGGGGAGUGUCUGCGAGGCGGGGAAGAGGCUGAAAGUCCGCAGUCAUCUUUUGGGCCCCGGGCCCCUCACUCCCCCCAAGGUUUGGCCAUGUGAAAGCAGACUUUUGUGUGCCGAUCCCUGUUCCCACUGCUGAGGUGGACUUCAGCUGUUUUUCCUGGCAGACCUUGAACAAACACACAGCAGUUGCGAGUCCAGUCCCCCGUGUCAAACGCAUGACAAAUAGCUUCAUUUGACAUUAUUGGGGAAAGUAAAAGGAUUUAAUGAGCAUUCUGUUAAGAUCGAGAAGGGGGAAGUGUUUGGCGAAGUACGCAGUUAGCAGCUGUUAUCCAUGUGUCUUUGUGGGUCAUGGAUUCUGGGUUCAAAGGUCACCGUGACCCUGACAGAGGGAACGCGGUGAUGGGUAGCUUGAACUUCAUAACCGCUUCAUUGCUUUCUCUCGGAGAGCACACAAAGAAAUGUGAAUGUUUGGAUCAACAGUGAGUCUUUUGAGAAAGCAGAGAGCACGUUUUGGGGUCAAACGAGAGCUUGUGUACCACAACGCGUCAACUCCUGGUCUCUAUGCAACAGCUGAACUAAACAGACUGGAUCAGUUUAUCACAAGUCUUCCCUCUUAGGGAGGCCCAUAAUUUCUGCCCCUGUGAUGGACUUCCCUUUUUUUAUGUUUAUUGAACUUUAAACAAGCAUGACACCUGGAAAUAACCUGAAGUACUCAGCUAACACUUUUCUAAUCUUGUGUAUAUUUGAAAUGAGUCGUGUUCAGGUUGUAGAAAUCUUUCUUGGAUUCGGCUUGCGCGAGGACAACGUCCCACAAUUCCUCGGCCCAUCCCAGCGUUCCCAGAGGAAGUCUCUGCAUACAGAACAUUCUCCAUUCAGAUUCUAGUGUGCCUGGAGAACAGUGCGGUGCGAGCAGGGCGGAGAUGCUCCCUCAACAAGAAUGGGACCACAAAAGAGGCGCCCGCGGAUCUCAGUCUUCGGGCACCAGUGUGACGGUGGACAUUGCGGUGAUGGGCGAGGCCCACGGGAUGAUCUCAGAUCUGCUGGCAGACCCCUCUCUCCCCCCCAACACGUGCAGCACCCUGCGGGCGGUAAGCAACCUGCUCAGCACCCAGCUCACCUUCCAACCGCUGCACCACCGGCUACGCCUCAGCCCCCUGCUAGCCUUCAGCGACGGUCACACCUGCUCUGACUCCGAGGAGGCUGUAGAGAAGGGAGAGAGGCUGGCCAUCCCAAAGCGUUUAAGACGGAGUUUGCCUCCGGGGCUUUUGAGAAGGAUUUCUUCCACGUGGACCACCACCACAUCAGCCACAGGCCUUCCCACCCUCGAACCCGCGCCGGUCAGGCGAGACCGCAGUGCCAGCAUCAAAGCGCCUCAUGAUGGCUCUUCCAGCAGUUUGUUGAACAGUGAUUCAUGGAAUAACGCUGUAACGCUCAACAUCUCCAAGAACAGGUCUAUGUCUGCGUCAUACACUGCCUCCACAACUAACCACAUCUAUAGCAAGAACCGAAGAGGUUUCCCUUCUUCCAACAUCUCGCCUCUGGCUUCACCAUGCCAAUCUCCUCCAGUCCAGGGCACUCCGGUGAACAGCCCGACCACCAAGAGCCCGUCGGUGGAGCUGCCCGACACAGAGCUUCCACAGGGAGAAGGCCUCACGACACGGAGCUCCCACAAAGGCUUAACCCACAGUCAGAGCGCUCCCAGCUCCAGUAGCACACACUGGGGACCGCCUCCACUCUGUAGCAGCUGUGGAAGACCGUACAGUAAGCUGAGACAGCGCGACGGAUCAAUAGAUGAAGGAGAAAGAAACCAACAGUCAGAAGAAGCAGUGAUCAUAUCAUCAGACUAUGACUUCACCUAUGAGACCAACCACAGUGACACCGGCAACUUUGCACAGGAUAAGGAAGAGGAGGGUCACAGGAAACCCUUCAACGCCCCGGUCCCAUGCGGGAUGUACCCGCCUCAGGCACUUGCACUGUCCACCCGUAUACCACCAGAGGAUAAACUCAUUCUGGCCCCACAGCCGUUGGUGAUGGAGGGACUCGAACCCCUCAUGAGCCAGAUCAACAACUGGAACUUCCCCAUCUUCAGCCUGGUGGAGAAAACCAACGGCAGAUGUGGCUGCAUUCUCAGCCAGGUGUCCUACCGGCUGUUUGUUGAUACAGGACUGUUUGAGACGUUCAAGAUUCCAGUGAGAGAGUUUAUGAACUAUUUUCACGCACUGGAGAACGGAUACAGACACAUCCCAUAUCAUAACAGAAUUCAUGCAACAGACGUCCUCCAUGCUGUUUGGUACCUCACCACCCAGCCUGUGCCUGGACUACCCACCCUGACCCGCGUUCAGGGGUCACUCUGUGAUUCGGACUGUGACAGCGGCCUGGCUCAUGAACGCACAAAUUACCUGAUGUCCAACACGUAUCCUUUAGAGGAAGAGGGCUACGGCUGUUUAUCCGGACUCAUCCCUGCCCUUGAACUCAUGGCUCUUUAUGUAGCAGCGGCCAUGCACGAUUACGACCACCCUGGACGGACAAACGCCUUCCUGGUGGCCACCAGCGCUCCACAGGCUGUGCUUUACAAUGAUCGCUCAGUGCUGGAGAACCACCACGCAGCCUCCGCCUGGAAUCUCUUCAUGUCACGGCCUGAGUACAACUUUUUGGUCAGCCUGGACCACAUGGAUUUCAAACGCUUCCGCUUCCUGGUCAUCGAGGCCAUCCUUGCCACCGAUCUGAAGAAGCACUUUGACUUUCUGGCUGAAUUUAAUGCCAAGGUGGGAGACGACGGUUGCUCCGGUAUCGACUGGAACAAUGAGAACGACCGACUCCUGGUGUGUCAGAUGUGCAUUAAGCUAGCGGACGUAAACGGUCCAUUAAAAUGCAAAGACCUUCAUCUGCAGUGGACAGAGGGCAUUGUCAAUGAGUUCUACGAGCAGGGUGACGAAGAAUCCAGCCUAGGCCUUCCCAUCAGCCCCUUCAUGGAUCGCUCAGCACCUCAGCUGGCCAAACUACAGGAGUCUUUCAUCACACACAUUGUAGGACCUUUGUGCAGCUCGUACGACUCAGCUGCCCUAAUGCCUGGCCACUGGGUCGACCCUUUACCCGAAGAGGGCAUGGAUGCCGAAGAAGAGACAGAUGACGAAGACGAUGAGGACACACCAGAGGAAGACUCCUCCACCAGUUCAGAACUGUCCCAGAAACCAGCACCCAAGAAACGCAGGAAAGUUUUCUGCCAGAUCACCCAUCACCUGCUGGAGAACCACGAGAUGUGGAAGAAAGUUAUUGCUGAAGAGUCUCCAUGCCAAAUAGAAGAGGAGGAGUCCACAGGCCUCAGCAACAGCCCGGAGCCGAUCGACGAAGAAGAGGAGGAGCCGGGGAGCAAAGAGGUGCCAAUAAAGGACCAGGAGCUAGACACUAUGGAGGAGGCGGAGCCAGGAGAGGAGGAGUGUCCUCCACCUGAAGAGACAAACGAAGAACAGGCGGAGGAAGCAGAUGGCGAGACUCUACAGGAACUGGAGGAUUCUGUGAAGUCAGACUCAGCAACCAUACGAGUAGAUGAAGAGCUGGUGGCAAAACAGGAGGAAACGGAAGAAGAAAAUACAGACGAGCAUCCACAAUGAAUCACUUGCCAUUUUUAGACUGGAACAUUGUCUGAAAGCUUUUUAUUGGCAAGCGAAACACCUAGGAAAUGGUUGCCAGCACAUCACUUAGACACAACACUGUAGAUGCUUGGGGAACAUGUGCCUAAAGGAAACAGGGUGGGGGGAUCGGGGUCUACAGAUGGAGGGUUUUAAUAACAAUGAUUUAUGGGAGGAUAGACACCAACGAAAUAAGGGUUUGCCAGGACAUUCUGGUGUUUCCUACGUUUCUAGACAUUAGACAUCGGUCAGUUUUGGUUUCCGGCGAUUCCUCCCCAUCUGCACCUUAAUAGAGAACUGCCAACCCACACGAGUUCUCCCAAACAAGCAUUCCGGAGGGAACAAGAAAUCAAUCCACCACGAGUCUCCUAGAGGGCAUUUCGGCUCACGUAUUCAUCCUCGACCAACGUAAAGAAACGUUCAGAAACAGCAUGCAUUCGUGAAACGCUACAUAAUGAUGACAAAGACAAACCACAUGUGUAACACUACAUUCCUGUGUCUGUGUCCUGCCAUUCUUUUCUUUUUGAGAGACUCUUCAAGGUCACAUUCUGCAACGUCCAUAUUCCAAACGCUUGCGUCCAUGUGCUCGUUCUGUUUCUGAAGGCGUUCUCUCCCCUCACCCGAACAUUUGGCAAUCCACAAGUCAACGGACUGAGAUUUUCUGUUUCUCAGGAUCAGACUGUUUUCUGAUAACCCCGUCAUUGGUUUUUACGGACUUUCUUGCAACUUUAUAAUCUUAGCGAUCUUGGUUCGUGACUUAAAGGGAAUCUUUGGUUCUUUUGUAAGGUGUGAUUUCUUCAAAACAUUAUUGGCCUUUUUUAGCAAAGUAGCCCAAUCGUUGUUUUGAAAAUCGAUAUUUGAUAUAUAUACACAAACAGUGCAGCGUCACUUAUUCGAGUUUAUUGCCUGAGAAGUUUUUAUUUUAAUGAUGAGGCAUGCAAUACUGCAUUAUUUCAUCCCUCUUGACAUAUCAUCCAUCAAUAUGUCAAAUGUUUCGGACAUCUUUUGCAUCUCUCUCUCUGUAAGCUUUUAUUCCUACAUUUACAUUUAAGCUUCUUAGCAAAUUUCGAUGAUCAAAGGCGCAGGCUGGAGCUCUCGGUCUGGAGGAGGGGCGACUGGAGAACCUCCAGCAUCCGAAUCGCCUUCAGUCACAUGUCGAACAAGGCCGCGGUCAGCUCCUCAUCCCCGUCUCUCUCUCAUGAACGCACGUAAAGACCAUGUGCCGCACAUGAGAUAUGGCCGCCAGUCGACACGGCUGUCCGCUCUCGUCUUUGAUGUGCUGAAAGAGGCAGAUUGCCAGUGACGGUAGUUUAGGCAGAGACUGGCGAGAUGAAACGCUUCUGCAGGCUUAAUCACCUCGUGUCCGACGUCUAAUCAGACCGAGUCCGAUGCCUUCGGUCUUUGUACCAUCACUUUGAAGGAGAGCCAAUUAAAAAUGUCUAGGUAGGAGGCGGCGGUCAUGUGCUUCACGUUUAUCUUUGAUAUGUCCCCUCUUGGUGCAGCCUUAAUAUUAUCAGGCAAUGUGGUGCAAUGUAGUUCAGCAAAUUAUUUAAGCAAUACUGACCCUAUCUGUCGAGCGUUUCUGAUGCACUCUCUUAGUUUUGUUGCCGUGUGAUAUCGCACGGCAUAAGUGUGCGUGCCAAAUAUGACUUCAAAAUCAUUCUUGAACUUUCCCCAAAGUGUGUAACGCUGCCGCUUUGUAGAAGCCGCUUUUUAACUCAUCUCAGUGGAGGAAAGAGAAUGCAAGAGCCAAGUCUGAAUGUGUUUUAUGUUUUUCAUUUUCUACUUGACUAUAUUUAAACAUUGUUAGAAAAUGUUAUUAAUAUAUGAAUAAAAUCAACUUUAAUGGAAAUAAAACACAUAAAUGGGUCAACGACGUAUAACGACCACGAUCGUUUUGUGUUACCAAUAAUACCAAUAAUUGUAUUAAAUUUAAAAUACAACAUAUCUUAUUUUUGUGGCUGAAAUAUGAUUCUCUGAGACAGUAUGCUUAAGUGAAUGGUAUUUUUAAAACAUUUUGUUAAUUUUAGAAGUAAAAAUUGUAGAACAAAGGAGAAGCUUACUUGCCAAAACUCAAAGAAAUACAAAUCAACUUCUUUAAAUACCAAAGAUUUGUUAAAACAUGUUAAGCCUGUCACAGAAAUGAAAUAAUUUUAAGAUAAAUCAUGGUCACACCACAUGACAUUUUUUAAGGCCACGGCCAACUCAUCGGGGAAAAAAACACUAAACUCAAUUUAAACAUUUUACCUGCAUUUAUGUGUAAACCACAUUUUUUAUGUUUGAGUCACUGCAAUAGAUAUUAUUUUUAAAUUGCCAUGUAGAAAAUCCUUAUACGCCAUUGACCUAAAUAGAUGAAUGAAUACAAAGUCAACUUGAUAAUUAUGUAAUUCUUUAUUCAUGUUAUUUAAAAAGAUGAAAAGCUCUUGUCAUGACCUGUGGAAUUAUCCCUUGACUCUGUUUAAUAGGCUGAUUAGGGUUCAGGACUUUAUUGUUUCUGAUUGAAUGUGAUUGGGGUGUGUAUGUGAUUGUGUGCUUGUGUGUGUGUGUGUGUGUGUGUGUGUGUGUGUGUGUGUGUUGGCCUGGCAGCAGUUUCUCCAUCCUCCACUGUGCCUCUCAUUGGUCUGUCUUUGACUCCGAAUAUUUUUCUAUCCAGUACGGCUCCCAGAUUCAUAAUUGUGUAUUUAUCACUAAAUCGUUCCUCACAAACCACAUACCUUUAAAACGUAAAACACAGUGUGUACAGUUUAUCGGAAAAAUCUCAGCAGGUAUGCCACAAAUCCAUUACGCCAUACAUGAUAACUUGUGAUGUUCUGUCUGAUGUCCCCGAUUCAUCCAUCCAUGAUCUUUUCCAUUUACUUUCACAAUUGACAGUUUGACUCGCACAUCAAUUUCAAGCGGACGUGAGCACGUAAGGUUACACCUCAUCCAAGAAGAUUUUUGUUAUUUUCUCCUUAUAGUAUUUCCUGCUCUGUUGUCUUCAUCCGUACGGGUUUGACACGUACGUGUUUCAUUCACCUUGGGAACCAAACAAGCUUUAUUACUCUCUGAUAAAGAGAUCCAAAACUUUUUUAUAUAGUUGGCACUUCACCGACGAAAUAAUUAUUUUUCUUCUCACUUGUAUCUUGCACUUAACACAUGUAGCAAUACCUAUAGAACGGGGAACUGUGUCAAUCACCAGUAUUCGUAAAUAUUCGUUUUAAUGCUGAUUGUUGUUCCAUUUUGUACAAAACGUGUACAGGAUAAAGAUGAAAUAAUACAAAAACAACGCCAAAAAAAAGGGACGAAGAGGAUGAAAGCGACAACGGAAGUCUUUUAGAUAAACAUUAUUUAUUUUUACUGUUUUGUAAUUUAGACACUAUACUGUAGCUCCUCUAUUGCCAGGCUUACUGGAAGUGCCUCUUGGUAUAAUGUAACAUACAGAAAAUAUAUAUUGAGAUUAUUAGAAUCUGUCACAAAAUGAACAUUGUGGAUGUUGUAAUGUGAAUACAGUUUAAUAAUAUGAGUGAAGUUCUGUGGUA